Molecule: messenger RNA, 499 nt
Organism: Staurois parvus
Lineage: Eukaryota; Metazoa; Chordata; Amphibia; Anura; Ranidae
Source: the annotation of a GenBank genome assembly
CUUCUAGCAUAUAUUUGAUUUAUCUGCAGUAGUCUGCUGUAAUUUUCAGUAGUUUUAGCAUUUCUUCAACCUGCUACUUUGCUUCACUUAGGUGGUCGCCUUCAUGAACUCCCCCAUUGGACAGUAUUUGGAAGAGCACCCAUUCAUGUCCCUCUCACUUCUGGUCUUUGUAGCACUGUCUGCAGUUCCAUUUGGCCUGUUUCUGACUAUGAUCGUUGGGACAGCAGUAAUUGCAUGCCUUGGGGUCAUAAUAAUUGAAGGAAUUGUUAUAGCAGUGGGAGGAGUAACAUUACUUUGUGUUCUGUGUGGACUUGUGAUUCUGUCGUUUGGGGUAUCAGGAGUACUCAGCAUCUCUUACUUUGCUAUAUCUAGCAUUUUAAACUACAUACACACAGCCAGGUUUUUACAGAAGGAUCCACGUCAAUCUCAGCCUUGCUCAAAGCUUGCUGAAGACCAGCCUCCUGUGAGUGGUUCAAAGGUCACAACUUAUGAUAAAUAG